AUGUAUUCGGCGGAAUUCUCACGAACUUUCUGCUCCACCGCAGUGAAUCAUUUGGGCACAGAGAACGUGUUGGUUCCAUUUGUGAUGAUGAAUGCUCUCUAUGUGUUCAUCAAUUAUUACCAUCUACCGGAAACAGCUGAGAAAACACCACAGGAAGUUGCCCUGCACUUUUCCCCCAAUCCUCCAUUCGAGUCAUCAAUCGCUUGGCUUUCUCGGAAAUACCAUGAAAUCUCCCUUUCGAUCAUUCCUGCAAAGCUUUUCUCCCUCUCCACUCUGAUCCAGUUGCUAAUUUUCAUCACUCAAUUAACUGGACCGGGAAGACUUGGGCUCAAU
Mesorhabditis belari is the source of this 333-nucleotide messenger RNA. The record is from the annotation of a GenBank genome assembly. NCBI's taxonomy places the organism in Eukaryota, Metazoa, Nematoda, Chromadorea, Rhabditida, Rhabditidae.